This is a messenger RNA of Solanum stenotomum, 513 nucleotides long. Its product is annotated as probable aquaporin TIP1-1. The coding region runs from base 85 to 498 and encodes 137 amino acids. The transcript has a single exon. Gene Ontology annotation, cellular component: plant-type vacuole membrane. The record is from RefSeq and is a predicted model, not a curated record. Gene Ontology annotation, biological process: water transport; transmembrane transport. Gene Ontology annotation, molecular function: water channel activity. Lineage: Eukaryota; Viridiplantae; Streptophyta; Magnoliopsida; Solanales; Solanaceae.
AUUUUCCAUAAUUUCAUCACUCCCCAACUUGCCCCUUAAUAGUAACACUAGAGAAAUUUUUCAGUUGUUAAUUUUCUGGUGAAAAUGCCGAUCAACCAAAUUACUAUUGGAAGCCAUGAGGAACUCCGCCAUCCAGGGGCGCUUAAAGCGGCCUUGGCGGAGUUCAUCAGUACUCUGAUCUUCGUUUUCGCAGGUCAGGGUUCUGGUAUGGCUUUUAAUAAGCUUACCGACGGUGUCGCUACUCCCGCUGGCCUUAUUUCCGCCUCCAUAGCGCAUGCCUUCGGGUUGUUCGUGGCCGUCUCCGUCGGUGCUAACAUCUCCGGCGGCCACGUCAACCCGGCUGUUACCUUCGGUGCUUUCGUUGGUGGAAACAUCACUUUGUUCCGUGGGAUUUUGUACAUCAUUGCACAGUUGCUUGGAUCCACUGCUGCUUGCGCUCUCCUUGAAUUCGCCACUGGUGGCAUGGUAAGCAUAUAUUCGACGUUUCAAUUUAUUUGAUCUUAUUUUAGUUUG